GAAAAGGAAUUUUCCACCGCCAUUUUCAGGAGGUGGUACGCAGUCGUUAUUAAGCUGAAGUCAACGGCGACUUGCUGACUUCAUUGCAGAUAACCUCAACGCAGUAUCCUGUUAUCCAAUAAUUUGAAAAGAAGAUGUCUAACGAACAGAGCGAAAUUGCUUCCGACAAGGCACUCGAGGAGCAGACGGCGCCGGAUCAACAGUUGCAGCAGCAAGGAGAAAUGAACGGCAAGGCCAAGCAUGAGGGCAACAUGAGCAGGAAGGAGAGGCCCCAGAAGAGAGGCGGCGGCGGACGCUUUGAGCCCUAUGGAAAUGUCAACAAGAGAUACCGUGUUUUUGUCAGCAACAUCCCUUACGAUGUGAAAUGGCAAUCCCUGAAAGACCUGAUGAAGGAGAAAGUGGGUGAUGUAACGUACGUGGAACACUUAAUGGACGCAGAAGGCAAAUCAAGGGUAAGUGCAAACAUAUAUAAACACAACCUUUUGAAAUAUCCUUGGCAAACCUGUGUUUGUCAGCUUUGGUUUCCUCUCUUCAUUGUUGGGCAUUUGUUCAGAUUCCGAAACCUGACCUAGAGUGUGUGAGAUGUUGGCAUGUCGGAGGCAUGUCCUUUUGUGGUGUCGCCUGUGGCCUUGACUUGAGGUCAUUUUAGGAUUGAUGCUCUUUAAGGACUUCAGCUUUCUUUGUAGCCAAUCCUGAGAUAGAUGUAGCAUACAAAUGUACCUUUUUGGUUGCUGGAGUUUUCUUCUGACCUAAAGGCGUAGUGUGCAAGUGGCGGUCGCAGGACUUACCGAUGGCUGUUUUAAUCCAAAAUAUACACAUUUUUUUAGAAUGAAGGUCCUUCCUGAAAUGGUAAUGUUCAACAUUUCAUUAUUUGGAAAUCCGAUUUCACUUUGGAUUUUCCUCUCUUGGAUGUUGGAAAAACGUAAUUUCUGCAAACAUUACUGCUUUGUGUUGAUGAGUUAUGUUAUUGGAGGGUUGUGGCCAAGGUUGUAAGCUUUGUGUAAAAUUAGAGUUGCUGUGCAUGAAAUUCACUUUUUUCAGACAAUGUUUUAAAUAUGAAUCUUCUAACUUGAAUUUGUUUGUUUUUAUUAUUCUGGGUUGUUGUGUGGUCUUCAAUCAACCAAGGGUUGUGCGUAAGUAACUUCUUGCACAAUUGAUCAUAGUUCCCAUCAAUCUUGCAUGACCUCAGUCAGGGGUGUAUUUACUGGUUGUACUUGCUCUGCCAGCGUGGUUGAGUUCAGGACCGAGGAACUGAUGAGGAAAGCUGUGGAGAAGGUCAACAAGCACAACCUCAAUGGGCGUCCCUUGAAAGUGAAGGAGGACCCUGAUGGUGUGAUAGCUCAGAGAGAAAUCAACAAGAGUGGAGGCCCCCAAGGUGGCAUGGGAGGAAUGGAUCGCAUGAACAUGGAUAGAAUGGGCCCUGGACCAAAUGGCCCCAUGGUGAACAUCCCUCCCAGCCUGAUGAACAACCCCAACAUUCCCAUGGAGAUCAUCCAUGGCCUGCAAGCGGGACGGAUUGGCAACACUGUCUUUGUUGCAAAUCUUGACUACAAAGUAGGCUGGAAGAAGCUGAAGGAGGUGUUUGGCAUGGCUGGCAUGGUGGUGAGGGCAGACAUUCUUGAGGACAAGGAAGGCAAGAGCAGAGGCAUGGGCACAGUAACCUUUGACAUGCCCAUUGAAGCCGUCCAAGCUGUCUCCAUGUUGAACGGGCAGCUGCUGUUCAACCGUGUCAUGCAUGUGAAGCUGGAUGAAAAGUCAAUGCCCAAAGAUUUUGGUCCACCUGACAGAGGUGCUUCUCUUCCUCGUGGCCUAAGUGGUGUGGGUUUGGGUUUGGGGCCUGGUGGCCAGCCCAUCGAUGCUAACCAACUCAACAGAGGCGGUGGCGGUGGGAUGGGCAACAUGGGCGUUGGAGGAAUGGAUGGAAUAGGCUUUGGCAACAUGGGAAAUCGUAUGGGGGGAGGUAUGGACAACUUUGGAGGAAUGAACAUGGAUCGUUUUGGCUCUUCGGGGAUGGGCAGAAUGAAUGGAAAUUCCAUGGGCAUGGACCGCAUGAACGCUGGAAUGGACCGUAUGGGAACAAACAUGGAUCGCAUCGGGGGCAUGGAUAGGAUGGGCAUGGACAGAAUGGACCGUCCAUCCGACAUGGACAGGAUGGGCUCUGGCUUUGACCGAAUGGGCUCAGGGAUGGACCGGCUUGGGCCUAGCAUGGACAGGCUCGGCGCCGGUCUCGACCGCAUGAGCUCCAGUAUGGAUCGCCUCGGCCCAGCCGGUUUCGACCGCUUGGGCCCAUCUAGUUUGGAUCGCAUGGGUAGUGGUCUGGACUUUGGCUCUCCAAUGGGCAUGGAUCGCAUGGGCAACACUGGGCUUGACAGAAUGUCCAGCAACUUCGAUCGCAUGGGAUCAUCUGGAGGUCUCGACCGCUUUCCGUCGGCUGGCCUCGAUCGUAUGAGCUCUGGGAUGGACAGGAUGGGAUCCGGUGGUGCGGGUCAGUUUGAUCGUUCCGCUGACUUGGAUCGUGGAUUUGGUGGAAAUUCCUUUGGAGGCGCUGGAGCGGGAGGCCCUGGAGCAGGAGCAGGAAAUAUCAGAAAGGGAUGCCAGAUUUUUGUCCGUAAUCUGCCAUUUGACUUCACCUGGAAGAUGCUGAAGGAUACGUUCAAUACAUGUGGCAUGGUGCAGUAUGCCGAUAUCAAGAUGGAGAAUGGCAAGUCCAAGGGCUGCGGUGUGGUUCGCUUUGACAACCCUGAGACUGCCGAGCGUGCCUGCCGUACCAUGAAUGGCUAUCGCCUGAACGGAAGAGAAAUCGAUGUUAGGAUUGAUAGGAAUGCAUAAGCUUUUGCAGUUGAUGUGUCAUUUGGUCUCUGAUGCCCAUGAUGAUCUAAAUUUGCUUGCUGGCGUAUCCAUAUUAACUUGGUUUGAUAUUUGUCACGGUCAUUGUUUUAGUUAGCAGUUUAAAUCAGUGUAGAUUUUAGUUUGUACAUUUUACUUUUUUAAAGACCAAAUUUUAUUUCUCCUCCCACCCCCCACCAUGCUUCACCUGUCUGCUUUGAUCUUCAAAGUGUUUUGAUAAUAAACCUCAAUAAUUAAUCUGGCCUAUUUUGUCCUU
Dunckerocampus dactyliophorus (ringed pipefish) is the source of this 3103-nucleotide messenger RNA. It is a transcript of the gene hnrnpm, whose product is annotated as heterogeneous nuclear ribonucleoprotein M. Gene Ontology annotation, cellular component: nucleus; post-mRNA release spliceosomal complex; cytoplasm. Bases 1180 to 2829 code for a protein of 549 amino acids. Gene Ontology annotation, molecular function: mRNA binding. The transcript has 13 exons. NCBI's taxonomy places the organism in Eukaryota, Metazoa, Chordata, Actinopteri, Syngnathiformes, Syngnathidae. Gene Ontology annotation, biological process: regulation of mRNA stability involved in response to oxidative stress; alternative mRNA splicing, via spliceosome. The record is from RefSeq and is a predicted model, not a curated record.